AUGGGUUUUGAUUGGAAAUCAAGAACAAACACUGCAGGGCUAAGUGGUAGAGCCCUUAGAGUCUCAGUCACAUUAACUGCCACAUUAGGUUUCUCAUUAUUCGGUUAUGAUCAAGGUUUAAUGUCUGGUUUAAUUACUGGUCAUGAAUUUAACUAUGAAUUCCCAGCUACUAAAGGUAACUCUGUUAACCAAGGUGCUGUUACAGCUUGUUAUGAAAUUGGUUGUUUCUUUGGUGCUUUAUUUGCCAUGUUUAGAGGUGAAAGAAUUGGUAGAAGACCAUUAAUCAUCUUGGGUGCUUUUAUUAUUAUCCUUGGUACUUUAAUCUCAGUCACUGCUUAUAGAGAUGCUUGGGGUACUGGUCAAUUUGUUGUUGGUAGAGUUAUUACAGGUAUUGGUAAUGGUAUGAAUACCGCCACUAUCCCAGUUUGGCAAUCAGAAAUGUCUAAACCAGAAAAAAGAGGUAUGUUGGUCAACUUGGAAGGUUCAGUUGUUGCCAUUGGUACUUUUGUCGCUUACUGGGUUGAUUUUGGUAUGUCUUAUGUUAACAAUUCUUCUCAAUGGAGAUUCCCAGUUGCAUUCCAAAUUUUCUUUGCCUUCUUUGUUAUGAUUGGUGCCUUACAAUUGCCAGAAUCUCCAAGAUGGUUAUUAUCAAAAGGUAGAAGAGAAGAAGCUGUUUUCGUUCUUGCUGCUUUAAAUGACGUUCCAAUUGAUGAUGAAGGUGUUGAUGAAGAAGCCACUGCUAUUCAAGAUGCUGUUGAAAAAGUUUCUAAAAAACAAAUUAGUAUGAAAGAAGUUUUCACUGGUGGUAAAACUCAACAUUUUAGAAGAAUGUUGAUUGGUUCUUCAACUCAAUUUUUCCAACAAUUUACUGGUUGUAAUGCUGCUAUUUAUUAUUCAACUGUUUUAUUUGAACAAACUAUUGGUUUAACUGGUAAAUUACCAUUGAUUUUAGGUGGUGUUUUUGCAACCAUUUAUGCUUUAUCCACUAUUCCAUCAUUCUUUUUAAUUGAAAAAUUGGGUAGAAGAAACUUGUUUUUGAUUGGUGCUACUGGUCAAGGUUGUUCAUUCAUUAUUACUUUUGGCUGUUUAGUUAAAGAUACUACUCAAAAUGCUAAAGGUGCUGCUGUUGGUUUAUUCUUGUUUAUUGUUUUCUUUGCAUUCACUAUUUUACCAUUACCAUGGGUUUAUCCACCAGAAAUCAAUCCAUUAAGAACAAGAACUGUUGCCUCAGCUAUUUCAACAUGUACCAAUUGGUUAACAAAUUUCGCUGUUGUUAUGUUUACUCCAGUUUUCAUUGCCAAUGCUAGAUGGGGUUGUUAUUUAUUCUUUGCUGUUAUGAACUUCAUUUUCGUUCCAAUUAUCUUCUUUUUCUACCCAGAAACUGCAGGUCGUUCAUUAGAAGAAAUGGAUAUCAUGUUUGCUAAAGCUCAUGUUGAAAAGAAACCAGUUUGGAGAGUUGCUCAAACUAUGCCAAAGAUGAAUCAUAGAGAAGUUGAAAGAGCUGCUGUUGAACUUGGAUUAUUUGAUGAAAUUGAAUUCCAAAACGACGGUUUCGAUGAUAAAGCCUCUGCUUCAAUUCCUGAUGCUGAAAAAGAAGGUACUUCAGGUACUGAUACCCCAGAUUCUCAAGAAAAUAACAACAACCACAGUGGGUUAUUUGUUAAAAAAGGUGAUGAUAAUGUUUAA
Molecule: messenger RNA, 1686 nt
Organism: Hansenula anomala
Lineage: Eukaryota; Fungi; Ascomycota; Saccharomycetes; Phaffomycetales; Wickerhamomycetaceae
Gene: STL1
Product: glucose-inactivated glycerol proton symporter STL1
Exons: 1
Coding region: 1-1686 (561 amino acids)
Biological process (GO): carbohydrate transport; transmembrane transport
Cellular component (GO): membrane
Molecular function (GO): carbohydrate:proton symporter activity
Source: RefSeq, a predicted model, not a curated record